This is a messenger RNA of Paramormyrops kingsleyae, 2364 nucleotides long. The record is from RefSeq and is a predicted model, not a curated record. Lineage: Eukaryota; Metazoa; Chordata; Actinopteri; Osteoglossiformes; Mormyridae.
CAGUUUGCUUCUCGGUUAUCCAUGCGGACAUUACAAGGGGUCUCAGCAUGGCUUUCGCUGGCGGCUAAUGUUUUUCUUUAGAUUAUUUUCAAACAGGACGGGUGUGUCACAUACCACCCUGUUAAAUCCUGAUUGGGUGCGGGAAAUCCUUAACUUAUUUUACCAUUAAAAAUAAACUGCAUUAGACUGAGGAAAAAGCCGAGAUCUCCGGGGAAAAGUCAAACUGCGCAGUUGUCUCUGCAGCCGAAGCGCCUCGUUAGCGACACCGGUAGGACUGAGAUACUCUCCCGACUCUCGGCUGCCUGUACCUCCCCCGCCAGGAGGGCCCCCGUCACAAGACCCGGUCACUGGGCCGGAUCACAUGACAGCCCGGAUCCUGACUCGCUUCCCAGCCUGCCUUUUCGCAGGCUUGUUAUUGCUGGAGUAAGAUGGCGGCGGAGAGGGAUCCUCCACCGGCGGGGAGCGUAGGGCAUGCCGACCUUAGGGAGGUGGAGGACGGCGAGGACCUCUUUGUCAGCACGGCAUCGACGCUGGAGUCCAGCCCCUCUUCUCCUGAACCGGCUAGCCUCCCUGUCGAAGAUGUUGGCCCAAGCUCCAACGGACCCAAACCUGCGGAGAUUCUUCUCGACGAUGACCAAGAGGACCUCUUUGCUGAGGCCACAGAGGAAGUGUCCCUGGACAGUCCGGAGAGGGAGCCCAUCCUUUCUGAUGGCCCAUCUCCCGCCAUCACUCCUGUGACCCCGACAGCUCUGAUCGCACCUCGGGCCGAGCCCAAUGUCAUCAUGGUCUCUGGCAUGUUCGAGCAAUCCCUCGAUGAGCUGGAGGAGGAGGCUGCGGGGGACUCCUUCGACAUUCAGAUCUCGGUCUCUGAUCCAGAGAAAGUCGGAGAUGGUAUGAAUGCUUAUAUGGCCUACAAAGUGACCACGAAGACGUCCCUGACGGUUUUCAGCAGAAACGACUUCUCCGUGAAGAGGCGCUUCAGCGACUUCCUUGGCUUACACAGCAAACUGGCCUCCAAGUACAUGCAUAUUGGCUACAUUGUGCCACCCGCGCCAGAGAAAAGCAUUGUGGGCAUGACAAAAGUCAAAGUGGGAAAGGAGGACUUGUCAUCCACGGAAUUCGUGGAGAAGCGAAGAUCUGCUUUGGAAAGGUAUCUGAUGCGGACGGUGAAGCACCCAGUUCUGCUGCAGGAUCCAGACGUCCUUCAGUUUCUGGAGAGCUCUGAGCUGCCGCGUGCAGUUAGCACCCAGGCGCUGAGUGGGGCCGGGAUAUUGAGAAUGGUAAACAGGGCGGCCGACGCUGUCAACAGGAUGACGAUCAAGAUGAAUGAGGCAGACGUGUGGUUUGAGGAGAAGCAGCAGCAGUUUGAGAACCUGGACCAGCAGCUCAGGAAGCUCCAUGGCAGUGUGGAGGCUCUGGUCUGCCACAGGAAAGAACUCUCUGUCAACACAGCAUCCUUUGCUAGAAGCGCCGCCAUGCUGGGGAACUCUGAGGACCAUACGGCGCUGUCCCGGGCGCUGUCCCAGCUCGCCGAGGUGGAGGAGAAGAUCGACCAGCUUCACCAGGAGCAGGCCUACGCUGACUUCUACCUGUUCUCCGAGCUACUGGGGGACUACGUGCGGCUCAUUACUGCCGUAAAGGCCGUGUUCGAGAAUCGCAUGAAGACCUGGUCCAAGUGGCAGGAUGCGCAGCUCAUGUUGCAGAAGAAGCGGGAGGCUGAGUCCAAGCUGCAGUUCACCAACAAGCCGGACAAGUUGCAACAGGCCAAGGAUGAGAUCAAGGAGGAGAUCGAGGAGUGGGAGGCCAAGGUGCAGCAGGGGGAGCGGGACUUUGAGCAGAUCUCGAAAACCAUCCGCAAGGAGGUGGGCAGGUUUGAGAAGCAGAGAGUGAACGAUUUCAAGGUGGCCAUCAUCAAGUACCUGGAGUCACUAGUGCAGACCCAGCAGCAGCUGAUAAAAUACUGGGAGGCUUUCUUACCGGAAGCCAAGGCUAUCGCGUGAGCAGACUGUCAGCCGGCCGUGCUGACGGCACUGGUGAAUGAUCGCACUUCUGUUUACAUCAUAACCUCACGUUAAAGAUGAUGCACGGAUGAAGCAAAUCGAAAUCCUCCCAAAUAAAACCACUAUAUAUAAAUAUAUAAAUAUAUUUUUAAAUAGUUUGUUUCGAGGGUGCUGGUCCUCGCCUGAUUCGGAUCGGGGUUUGAAGCCUGCAGAGCUCGUCGAAUGGCUGACGUCUGGUCUCCUGUUUUGAUUUAAUUUUUGAUUUUUGAUGUUUUUUUUAAUUUCAGCACUUCGUGCAUUUUUUUUAGUCGAUUUUGUUUGUUUGUUUGUUUAAUAAAGUCUUGUCUGAAGUACUUAUCAGAAA